Molecule: messenger RNA, 1468 nt
Organism: Gekko japonicus
Lineage: Eukaryota; Metazoa; Chordata; Lepidosauria; Squamata; Gekkonidae
Gene: GAB3
Product: GRB2 associated binding protein 3
Exons: 8
Coding region: 1-1467 (488 amino acids)
Source: RefSeq, a predicted model, not a curated record
AUGGCUCCCCAUCUCGAUCCUUUCUUGCUUGUUGCAGAUUCGGGGGACAGCCUGUCCCACACCACCUCUUCCCCACAGCCGUCGCCAGCCGCUUCUGCCCACGCCCUGAGGAUCACGGACCCGUCUUCAUCUGCCGAUCAGGCCACCACCGACACCUCUGCUGCCGAGGAGACCGCAAGCGAGUCCGAGUCUCUCUUCCUGCCAGACUACCUGUUUCUGUCCAACUGUGAGACCGGCAAACUCAGCCACAUCAGUCUUCCUUCCAGGUGCCACAGCUGGUCCAACUCUGACCGAUCCUUGGAGCAGAUCUCAUCGGAUGACGUCUUUGUUGACUUUGUGGCCUCUCAGCCCUCGCUGUGCCUACAGCCAUCGGGCAGCCUGCUGCAGGAGGCGGCACAGCCAGCCAGUCAAGGGGUCCCUUCCAGGAGCACAGACACCAACAGGCCUUCUUCCAGUGAGUUCUCCUCUUCCUCUCCCUUGUCCGGACCUCCCUUAACACCAACCCUUCUGGGCGAUAAAAGCCAGACCACCCUUCCCUACGGCAUGCCUGAACUCGACGCGCUGGCCAACACGCCGCCACCGAGGCCUCCGAAGCCGACACACUUCUCAGACAGGAAGGCGGAAGAGCUGUCCGGCGGGCUUCUUCACAACGGGCACGUGAGGAUCGGUGGAGCUCAGGGGGCCUUGGUGCCACGACGGAUCUCCUUGUCUGGUUUGGACGCCGUGCGGAACUGGAGAGCUGACAUGGAAGAAAAUUCCUUAAGAAGCAGGGAUAAGCGGCUUAGUUUGAACUUGCCGUGUCGGUUUAGCCCCCUCUACUCCUGCCAGUCGGACAGUUCUGAGGACAGUUACGUGCCCAUGCACCCCAGUGCCUCCCCGCCCAUCGCAGGAUCAGACUGCACACCGGAUGGCUACAUUCCCAUGAGUCCAGGCUCAGCUACAUUUACUUUCCCUUCGGUCAGCACUGAAAAACGUUCAAGCCCUUUGCCAGAACUCCCGACAGAUCUGGAGCCGCCCCCCGUGAACCGGGAUCUCAAGCCUCGUCGGAAACCACGACCACCUCCACUGGAUCUGCGAAACCUCUCCACCAUCAGGGAACAUGCUGCCUUGACCAGAACGUGGACUGUGCCUUACAAUCGAACAAGCUUUAUCUCUCCAGAAAGAGACGGCAUUAAUUCAGCCAGGGUCUUUGCCAGUUCAAUUUCCGGAGAAGAGGAAGAAAGCUACAUUCAAAUGGAGCACCGGCAAGCGACCUCUCCAUGCAAUGGGGCUUUCCAAUGGCCAAAGAAGUUCAGCCUUGAUUACUUAGCAUUGGAUUUCAAUUCUGCUUCUCCGUCGCCUGUACAAAAGAAACCCUUUCUCUCUGAAGAGCAAAGAGUGGAUUACGUCCAGGUGGAUGAACAGAAAACUCAGGCACUCCAGAGCACUAAACAGGAAUGGACGGACGAAAGGCAAUCCAAAGCGUGAA